GGCACAGCUAGUUCAGCCGAUGAAAUCUUCCUGGAGCUUUGGCAAAGGUGAUCUCAGCAACAGCAAAACAAAACCAACCCUUCAGUCUCAGAAGACACACCAAGGAGCUAGACCUCAAGGAAUCCUUGCCGGCUCAGAAUGCCAGGUCUGUUCCUGCCUUCACCCUGCCAGAUUCUCUGACCAAGACCUAUGAGACUCCUGCUAAGCUAACCGAAGAAGACACCACAAGCGUGCCAAAGGUUUUCCGCGUUCCAUUGGAGGUUGAGCGUGUCAAAUGAUGAUCACUAAACCCUAUGCUUUAGUGCCAAAUCCUCGUCAGGUGGCACUUUAAAAUCCACAUGGUUGCCCUCGGUAGACGGGCAAAUUCUUCUGGCACGUGGUCUAGGCUGCUAUGGGUUGCUGGGACCCACACAUCAGUGGCACGUUUAGGCUCUCCUUGCUGUUUGUUUGGCUCACCAUUUCUGCUCUGGGACAUGGAAGCACAGCUGUGCAGCCAGAGUGCAAGCACUGGUGGCCCAGGGGUGACAGGCACAUCCAGAGCUACCACCACCUACAGGGUGAUGUGCGCUGCAGGCAUCUCUACUCCUCAACUCAUUACUUCCUACUCAUCAGCGGCAAUGGUAAAGUAGAGGGCACGCGGCAGAAAGAGCGUCUGAACAACAUCAUGGAGAUCCGAUCAGUGAACGUGGGCAUUGUGGCCAUCCGGUCAGUCCACAGCGGCUUCUACUUGGCGAUGAACAGAAAAGGGAAAAUCUACGGAACGAAAAUGUACAGCCGCAGCUGCGAAUUCAAGGAGCGGAUCGAGGAGAACGGCUACAACACCUACGCCUCCUUGCACUGGUACCACGAGGGGCGCCCCAUGUUCCUCUCCCUCAACGGCAGGGGCCUUCCGCGGCAGGGGACAAAGACCCGCAGGCAACAUCUCUCCACCCACUUCCUGCCCAUGCUCGUCUCCUGAUGCGACCUGAACUACUUUCUUAUAACAUACAAUAUUAUAUUAUAUAUUUAAAAAAACAUUUUGGGUGGGUGGGCUAUUUAUUUAAUUUUGUACUAAACUAAUUUUUUAA
Messenger RNA from Rhineura floridana, 1067 nucleotides. It is a transcript of the gene FGF22, whose product is annotated as fibroblast growth factor 22. Gene Ontology annotation, molecular function: fibroblast growth factor receptor binding; growth factor activity. Gene Ontology annotation, biological process: animal organ morphogenesis; regulation of cell migration; fibroblast growth factor receptor signaling pathway. Bases 392 to 958 code for a protein of 188 amino acids. The transcript has 3 exons. Gene Ontology annotation, cellular component: cytoplasm. Lineage: Eukaryota; Metazoa; Chordata; Lepidosauria; Squamata; Rhineuridae. The record is from RefSeq and is a predicted model, not a curated record.